AAAAGGGAAUCGGAGAGGGUGGUUUCUGUGAGGCAGAAGGCUUGCGGGACAGGGAGGUGCCGAAACGCUAGAAGUUUUGCGAAAAUAAAUAAUAGUUACCCACGGGUAAAACAAGCGGAAUUUAAAAAAAUACAUAUUAUUCGGGUUGCUGUACGCGGCAUCUUUUGUCCUAGGAAUGAAAUGCUGUUACACGGAUGACUUAAAAGAGCCUGGGGAUUGCCCGUCUCCCUCGGAGCCCUCCCUGACUCAGCUGGCUGCCCCCCAGCAGGUGCGUGCAGGUGGGCGCGUGGGCCUGGGACGGCUGCCGUCAUGUCUUAACGCGCUGCGCUCCCCGCUCCGGGCCCUGCCCCUCUACCCCCUCUACCCCUUCUCUUCUCCCUCGCCCUCCUACCCCUCCUCCUCCCUCACGCUCUACCCAGAUGUCCCGCAGGCGGCUCACCGUGGUCCCUCUGGAGAGAUGAGUGUGCGGCUGCAGCACAGGGUAUCAGAGCAGGACCUCCAGGACCAGGACCAGGAGCCGUCGGGUUCAGACCAGCAGGCAGGCUCAGACCAGGACCUGCAGAGCCAGACUAAGAAGCAUCAUGCGGGCUCAGACCGCGACCUGCAGUCGGCCUGCUCCUCCGUGAGUCUGCCUUCGAUCAGGAAGACGCCCAAGAAACGCCGCCUGUCCCUGCGCGGCCUGUUCCGCCGUCGCCAACGAGACCCCAAACGCAAGUCCCGUCCCGGGGUCCCUGGAGGCGCCGUCGAUUCCCACGCCGGCGGCGACCUCGUGGCGUCGGAGAGCGGCCUUCAAGAUGCCGUUUCGAGCGGGGUGGCGUCUGGGAGCUCUUCGUCGUCGUCGUCAUCUUCAUCGGCAGGGGAGCUGCUGGAGUGCCCGCUGUGUCUGCUGCGUCACACGCGCGAGCGCUUCCCCGACAUCAUGACCUGCCCACACCGCUCCUGCGCAGACUGCCUGCGCCAGUACCUGCGCAUCGAGAUCAGCGAGAGCCGCGUCAACAUCACCUGCCCUGAGUGCUCGGAGCGCUUCAACCCCCACGACAUCCGCACCAUCCUGGCUGACCGCGCCCUCAUGGACAAGUACGAGGAGUUCAUGCUGCGCCGCUGGCUGGCUGCUGACCCCGACUGCCGCUGGUGCCCAGCACCGGACUGUGGAUAUGCGGUCAUUGCCUUUGGGUGUGCCAGCUGCCCUAAGAUCACCUGUGGCCGGGAGGGCUGUGGGACGGAGUUCUGCUACCACUGCAAGCAGCUGUGGCACCCCAACCAGACCUGUGACGCCGCUCGCCAGCAGAGGGCACAGAGCCUGCGCCUCCGACCCUUCCGCUCCUCAUCGCUCAGCUACAGCCAGGAGAGUGGAGCAGCUGCAGAUGACAUUAAACCAUGUCCCCGCUGUGCUGCCUACAUCAUCAAGAUGAAUGAUGGGAGCUGCAAUCACAUGACCUGCGCCGUGUGUGGCUGUGAGUUCUGCUGGCUCUGUAUGAAGGAGAUCUCAGACCUGCACUACCUGAGUCCUUCAGGGUGCACCUUCUGGGGCAAGAAGCCAUGGAGUCGUAAGAAGAAGAUCCUGUGGCAGCUGGGCACUCUGGUAGGUGCUCCAGUGGGCAUCGCCCUGAUCGCUGGCAUCGCCAUCCCCGCCAUGAUCAUCGGGAUACCGGUGUAUGUGGGGAGAAAGAUUCAUAAUCGAUAUGAGGGAAAAGAUAUUUCCAAGCACAAGAGGAACCUUGUCAUCGCUGGUGGCGUGACUUUGUCUGUCAUUGUAUCACCAGUUGUGGCAGCAGUGACUGUCGGUAUCGGCGUGCCCAUCAUGUUGGCGUAUGUGUAUGGCGUGGUGCCCAUAUCUCUGUGUCGCAGCGGAGGGUGUGGCGUCUCGGCGGGGAAUGGCAAAGGCGUGAGGAUCGAGUUUGACGAUGAGAACGACAUGAAUGUGGGCAGCGGGGCCGUGGCUACUGACACCACCUCUGUGGCAGAGACGCGGCACAACCCCAGUCUGGGCGAGGGCAGCGUUGGCGGUAUGACGGGGAGCCUGAGUGCCAGCGGCAGCCACAUGGACCGGAUGGGCGCCAUGCGGGACAACCUGAGCGAGAACGCCAGCACCAUGGCACUCGCUGGCGCCAGCAUCACGGGCAGCCUGUCGGGCAGCACUGUGGGCAACUGCUUCAACAGGCUGGAGGUGCAGGCGGAUGUUCAGAAGGAGCGCUGCAGUCUGAGUGGGGAGUCGGGCACGGUCAGUCUGGGGACCGUCAGUGACAAUGCUAGCACCAAAGCCAUGGCCGGCUCCAUCCUCAAUGCGUACAUGCCUCUGGACAGUAGGGACAGCAGCAGUCUGGAGGUGCAGGUGGAUGUGGAGUCGAAGGUGUGUAAGCUCCGUCACCACAGCGGCAGCAGCAGCCUGGACGACAGCAUCACGAGCGGGGGCCGCGGGAGGGGCGCCGCGGGCGGAGGAGGGGGCUGCUGCUCCACGGGGUGCCCACACUCGUCCUCCUCACGCCUGGCCAAAGAGGCGUCCGCGGGGAAGAAGAGCAAAGGCAAGCUGCGCAAGAGGAACAGCAGCGGGGGCGUGAGGCGCAGCGGGGCGGAGGCGAGACGGGCGGGCGACGACCUGGACGCCCAGCUGCUGGAGCAGCGCAGCACCCACUCCAGCGAGCCCGACUCGCCCUCACCCCCCUCCCUGAGCGGCAGCCUGCCCUCCGUGGCCGACUCCCACUCCAGCCACUUCUCGGAGUUCAGCGGCGGGUCAGACCUGGAUGCCUGCCGGCCGGCCUGCUGCCACCACGACCCCCUCGGCUGCUCCCGACACCCCCACGCCACCACGGUGAGCCCCCCACCCGAGUUGGAGCACGGCCAGCCGGAAACCAGCCACCCCGGCGGUGCUAUAGGGAUGCCCCCUUCACCGCCGGUGGGAGUGUUAGCAUUGCGCUACAUUGCAGAGGAAAGUGUGGGCUUGAUGCGAGCAGUAGAACUGGACUUGCAUGUGGGGGAGGAGGAGGACGAGGAGGAGGAGGAGGAGGAGGAGGAGGAGGAUGAAGAAGAUGAUGAAGAGGAGGGGAGUGUGGAGACUCUCCUGAAAGAGCGAAAUAAUAACCUGCCCCCUUCCCCGGCCAGCUCGCCUAGACACCCCUGCAUUCAGACUGAUAUCUAAGCCCUCCCUCCCUUCCUCCCACAGACAGAAACAUGGGUCAGUCUGAUCCACACCACAGAGGUUCUCCAGCUAAUCUCACACCCACUUCAUCUUACUGAGGAUUGCACACUGAUUACACACAAGGUUUCAAAAUGAGAAAAAAACAAACAAACAAACAGAAGUAAAGAGGGGAAAAAGAAGAGUUGUUAUUACCGAGUUGGUGUUUUUUUUUUUUUUUUUUUCCCAACGUUGGCUGUUUGCAAAAUGAAUGUCGAUUUAAGCAAUGUCCACUGUCUAUGUGAGUGCAGGGCAGUGUAUGCUGUGGAGAAGGACUGUGGUGAGAAGUGUAGGACAGGGGUUUGGUCAAAGGAUGUCAAUGCAGGUUUGAAGGGCAUGUGAGGUUCUAGAAGCAGGUUCCGGAAAGGUCCACGUGGGCUAUAUGACUGCUCUCUGACUCUGCCUGUGCUUCCUUCAUUGAGCUGCUCUCAGGUAGGAUCAAGCUCAGAUGACACCCAGGACAGCUACACGGGCAUGAAUGUAGGAGGGUCUACUGAAUGACAGGUACAGUUUGAUUGACAGAUGUAGCUGAAAAUAACAAGCCUUGUUAUGUUUCUUUUUUUCUCCCCCCCCUCCCACCCCCAAUGGACAGUAGCAUUUUUUUUUUAAAGGGGGCCUUACAGUCUUUGGACACACACACACACACACACACACACACACACACACACACACACUCUCCUGAUGAGAACAUCAUGUUGUCUGAGGUUGGCUCUCACAGUCCAGCCUGAGGAUGGUGACCCAUCAUGCAUCAUUCAGAUUGAAACCUAAGAGGGGCCAGGUAAUGGUAGUGUUCCUUUUUCAACUUUCAUGAUUCAGAUUUGUACUUUUGGUGUGAAGGUGUGGUUCUUUGGGAAGGGUUGUCAUGAGUUGAAGCCCUGUGUUGGGGCUUAGCAGGGGGAGAACCAUGUUGGAGGGGCACUGAGUUGAACAGCAUCAGGACCUCUCUCUCUGCUAGACCAUACAGCCCACUGUAGCCUUCUGUGUCAGGUAGAGCUUCACAUUUACAGCACAAACUGGAGGAGAAAAGAUGUGACCGCUACAGGAAAUGGUCAUUUAGAAUGACACCUCACAACAGAAAGUAGUUUUAUGUUACUGACUCAUGGUGCCUUUUUAAAAAUCUGUUUCCUUUCCUUGUCUGUUUAAAAAAAAAAAAAAAAAAAAAAAAAAUAGUGAAAAAGUGUGUCAUGCCCUGUCACCACCCGCGCACACACACACACACACACCCCCUCUGAUCUGUGGUAGACAUUAGACUCCAGAACCACCCACCAAAGAGGGCGCUCAGCCCUGGGCCCUUUGGUGACGCCUGAUCUGCAGACUGAAGAGUGCUGUGCCUUUGUCCCCUCCUCAAGUGGCUCGUGUGCUGCAUACAGGCAGGCCCAGUUCCUCUCACUUCCUGUCUGGGUUCCUCUCACUUCCGGUCUGGGUUCCUCUCACUUCCUGUCUGGGUUCCUCUCACUUCCUGUCUGGGUUCCCCUCACUUCCUGUCUGAAUCUUCUAUCCCAGCACACACACACACACACACACACACACACACAGUUUUCCCACAGCCCAAGUGUCUAACCCAGGCUUUUGUACUGUUUUCGUCUCUGGACCUGUACUCUCAGCGUGUGUGUGUGUGUGUGUGUGUGUCACUCUUCAGAGUACACAGGAGCAGUCUGGGAUGGGAAGGACCCAUGGGUUUGUUUAUUAUUCAUGUUUUUUUGUGUUCAUUUCUCUGCCGUUCUGGUGCUGCUCAAUAAUCACCCUGGACUAAAAAUGCCACGCGCUGCAGUCCCUCCUUAUGUGUGCUGUUCUUCUCCUCUGGAUCUGUCUGCUCUGAGACCUCCACCCACUGUUAUGUUGACCUUCUGUUGACCUUCUGCCCUAAGGUCGAGAGCCAGCUCGAUGAAACUGGCUCUGCACAUCUGAUAUUUGUAUAUUUGUUUCCUAAUUUGCUUUAUAAUAUGCGUGUAUAUGCAUAUCCAAAUAAAGAAAAUGAAGUAAAA
Messenger RNA from Clupea harengus (Atlantic herring), 5157 nucleotides. RefSeq names its product ring finger protein 19A, RBR E3 ubiquitin protein ligase (gene rnf19a). NCBI's taxonomy places the organism in Eukaryota, Metazoa, Chordata, Actinopteri, Clupeiformes, Clupeidae. The record is from RefSeq and is a predicted model, not a curated record. Gene Ontology annotation, molecular function: ubiquitin-protein transferase activity; zinc ion binding. Gene Ontology annotation, biological process: protein ubiquitination.